Molecule: messenger RNA, 1212 nt
Organism: Metschnikowia bicuspidata var. bicuspidata NRRL YB-4993
Lineage: Eukaryota; Fungi; Ascomycota; Pichiomycetes; Serinales; Metschnikowiaceae
Gene: LAG1
Product: sphingosine N-acyltransferase
Exons: 1
Coding region: 1-1212 (403 amino acids)
Biological process (GO): ceramide biosynthetic process
Cellular component (GO): membrane
Molecular function (GO): sphingosine N-acyltransferase activity
Source: RefSeq, a predicted model, not a curated record
AUGAGACAAACCUCAGACUCCACUAUUUCUCAGGCGGCCCGCAAAGGUGUCUCUGGGGGCAAUAACAAUGUCGGAGAAUCCUCUGCAACUGAUUAUUCGACUGCGAAUUCUUUGCAAAGACGACAGCAGAGAGAUGGAGCCAAGCUAGCGGAGCCAGAGUCACGUUUAGAGAGCGGCUCCUCCAACAGUAUUUUGCUGACCUACAGGGAGAUUUCCCAACAUCACGCGUGGUUUUUCCCAUGCCUCAUCAUUCUAGCUCAUUUUGCCGUGUUCUUCAUGACCGACGAGAAAUCAGAUGUGCACCAAAUGUUAGCCAAGAUGAUGACUGUGUCGUAUCACAUCGAGGGCACUGACCAGUACGGUAAAGGCGAGUACGACUUUUACUUUGUUGGCUUCUACUCCCUCUGUUUCACUUUUCUCAGAGAGUUUAUGAUGGUUUGUAUCUUUCGCCCUGCUGCACUCUAUUUUGGCAUCCGCAAAGAAACCAAGAUCAAGCGCUUUAUGGAGCAGACAUACUCCAUGUUUUACUACGGCAUGCUGGGCCCUUUUGGCUUGUGGGUAAUGUCACGUACCCCGCUCUGGUUGUUUGAAACCACACCUUUCUACUUGGAGUACCCACAUACCACCCAUGACAUCUACUUUAAAGUAUACUACCUUGGCCAGGCGGCAUUCUGGGUGCAGCAGUCGGUUGUGCUCCUGUUGCAGCUCGAGAAACCCAGAAAAGAUUUCCACGAGCUUAUCGCGCACCACAUAGUGACUAUAGCUUUGAUUUGGAACUCUUACGCAUUUCACUUCACCUGGAUGGGUUUGGCUGUGUACGUGACGAUGGACGUGUCUGACUUUUUCCUUUCUUUCUCAAAAACUUUGAAUUACUUGGGCUCCCCGCUUGCAGGCCCGUUCUUUGUAAUUUUUGUGGGGGUGUGGAUCUACUUGAGACACUGGAUCAAUUUGAAGAUUAUUUGGUCUGUGAUGACCGAGUUCCUUACGGUGGGCGAGUGCACGUUGAACAACGCUACGCAGCUGUACAAGUUUUGGUUUUCGCAACCAAUCGUUUUGGGCUUGUUGGUUGCCUUGCAGCUUCUUAACUUGUACUGGCUCUUCUUGAUUUGCCGCAUUCUCUACAGAUAUGCGGUGGGAGGAGUUGCCGCUGACGAGAGAUCCGACGAAGAGAGCGAUGGUGAGACCACAGUCGACGCUAAGAAAGAGGAGUAA